Molecule: messenger RNA, 4073 nt
Organism: Ailuropoda melanoleuca (giant panda)
Lineage: Eukaryota; Metazoa; Chordata; Mammalia; Carnivora; Ursidae
Gene: CERK
Product: ceramide kinase
Exons: 13
Coding region: 239-1729 (496 amino acids)
Biological process (GO): phosphorylation; ceramide metabolic process
Molecular function (GO): ceramide kinase activity
Source: RefSeq, a predicted model, not a curated record
UUUUUAUAGAGGGCCUGUUGCGGAGGGUGCGGUGGUAUCCUAGCCUUGGCUCAGUGCACGCGGCAGAGUCCUUGCCGCAAUGGAUCGUUUUCCCUGGGAGACAGUCGGCGCACGUGCAGAGGCUUGUGUGUCUGAGGAGAAGACGCCGGCAUGGAGGCAGGUGGCUGUGGUCCAGGGGCAGCCAGCAGCCCUCCCUUAGGUGGCCACAUUUGACUGCAGACCUGGAGGGACCGUGCACAUGGGGAGAGACGGUGCAGAUGCCUGCUCGGUGCCUAUUUCUGAGAUUAUCACCGUGGAAGAAGCAGACACUCACGGGAAACACCACAGCAGCGGAAAAUGGCAGAAGAUGGAAAAGCCCUUCGCAUUCACAGUGCACUGUGUCCAGAGAGCCCGCCGCCACCGCUGGAAGUGGGCGCAGGUCACCUUCUGCUGUGCCGAGGAGCCGCUGUGUCACCUGUGGCUGCACACCCUCCAGGAGCUGCUGGGGAAGCUGGCAUCGAGACCAAAGCACUUACUGGUGUUUAUCAACCCGUUUGGAGGGAAAGGACACGGCAAGCGGAUCUACGAAAGGAAAGUGGCACCACUGUUUACAUUAGCCUCCAUCACCACCGAAGUAAUUGUUACCGAACGUGCAAAUCAGGCCAAGGAGAGUUUGUAUGAGAUUAACAUAGACAAAUACGACGGAAUCGUCUGCGUUGGCGGAGACGGCAUGUUCAGCGAGGUCUUGCACGGCCUGAUCGGCAGGACGCAGCGGAACGCCGGCGUGGACCAGAACCAGCCCAGGGCAGCGCUGGUGCCCAGCCCGGUCAGGAUCGGCAUCAUCCCUGCAGGGUCAACAGACUGCGUGUGUUUUUCGACGGUGGGCACGAACGAUGCAGAAACGUCGGCCCUGCACAUCAUUGUGGGGGACUCGCUGCCCAUGGACGUGUCCUCUGUGCAUCACAGCGGCACGCUGCUGCGGUACUCCGUGUCCCUCCUGGGCUACGGCUUCUACGGGGACAUUAUCAGGGACAGCGAGAGGAAGCGCUGGAUGGGUCUCCUCAGAUACGACUUCUCAGGCGUGAAGACCUUCUUUUCGCAUCACUGCUACGAAGGGACAGUGUCUUUCCUGCCAGCGCGACACACAGUGGGGUCUCCGAGGGACAGGAAACCCUGCCGGGCAGGAUGCUUCGUGUGCAGACAAAGCAAGCAGCAGCUGGAGGAGGAGCAGAAGAGGUCGUUGUAUGGCUUAGAGAACACAGAGGAGAUGGAAGAGUGGAAGGUGGUCUGCGGCAAGUUCCUGGCCAUCAACGCCACAAACAUGUCCUGCGCUUGUCCCCGGAGCCCCCGGGGCCUCUCCCCGGCCGCCCACUUGGGGGACGGGUCUUCUGACCUCAUCCUUAUCCGGAAGUGCUCCCGGUUCAACUUCCUGAGGUUUCUAGUCAGGCACACCAACCAGUACGACCAGUUUGACUUCGCUUUUGUCGAAGUUUAUCGAGUCAAGAAGUUCCAGUUUCUGUCGAAGCACGUGGAGGAUGAGGACAGCGACCUCAAGGAGAGGGGGAAGAUGCGGUUUGGGCCCAUGUGCACCGACGCCCCCCCCUGCUGCUGCGCCGCGUCCAACAGCUCCUGGAACUGUGACGGGGAGAUCCUGAGCAGCUCCUCCAUCGAGGUCAGGGUCCACUGCCAGCUGGUUCGGCUCUUCGCACGGGGAAUCGAGGAGGAUCCCAAGGAAGGAGCAGACAGCUGAGCUGCCCUCACACGUCACCUGCCUGGCUGUGCUUGGGAAGCGCAAAUGUUAAGAAAAUUUCUGCAGACCAAUUACGUUGAUGUAUACAUUUAAAUUUAGAAAUUUAUUUUUGAUAGUUAGAUCUUGAUUUUAGACAAAAUACCUUUGUCCACAAGUGUGUGAACAUACCUGGCAUUUUCAGCUUUCUGUGAACCUGUGGAUUGCGUGUCAUAUAACUUAUUCUCCGCAAACGGCACUUGUCGGUCUGGGGGCGCUGGCUUCUAGAUUUUAUGCCAACGGUGCCGAGUUUUCAAGGGCCCAUCAGUGGCUCUAUUGCGGUCAUUUUAGGGACAGUGGACAUGAGGCCACAACAUGUGGACACGUGUGCCUAGCAGCCACUGAUCCACUUUGCAGGACUUAGAGUGUCUGUGAUCAGGUUUUGGAAAAUCGUGGAUUGCCUUCAUUUUAUCUUCAUCUUAACUUGUGCUCGGGACACGCUUACUAGACCCAGCGCGUCCCGGGGGGCUCCAGUGCGGUGUCGCCCUGCUUUGGUGACCUUGGAGCAGGGCCGUCAUAGGGAGGGGGACUCUGGCAGGAGUGACGCUGUAGCUUUAAAACCCCAGCCCUUGCUUUUAUCGUGCUCGUGCUUCUGGGACAAUCCAGCUGGUGGCGAGAACAAUCGUGAGCUCUGGACACGGCAUCGGUUUUAAACUCAGAGGACCUGUGCUCUGGAGUGACACAGUGUGGGUGCCGGGCGGGCUUCGGGGGCGGUGGAAGGAAGCGGGCGUGUGCGGGGGUGCAGAUUCACUUUGUGAUUCUCGGUUCACUUCCAGCCCCAGCGCCCUCGCCCCCGGGGCUCCUUGGGUGCGGGCCCCGAGUCUACGUACGUGGUCCAGACGUGUGCUUUUUUUUCACAAUUAGUUCUACAUGUUUAUUGAAACGUCGUCCUUUGCAGCCGGAGAGUGUAGAUGGCAUCUCCGCGGUGAGCGCUGGAGAUGCGUGCUGACAUGCCGGUGCCGGCGGCCGGGGGCUCCCCGCGGCGGUGACCCCAGGCCCUGGGGCAGCCCUCGUCUUCGCUGGGGCCUUGGUUGCUUUGUAUUCACGCCUAGGUAUAUGGAAGAUGCGUGGAAGAGAGAUUUGAACUACACGCUGCGGCGUGAACUCUGGUUUGCAAAGAGAGGAAGCCCGACUGUGAUGGGGCCGUUUCGCGCCGUCGAGCGUACGGAGCACGCUUGGCUUUACGGAGGUGCAGCUGGUCCUGUUGGCAUCCACAGACAUCGUAUAUUUUUAGAAUUCACUUGCAGCAUUUAUAUUUUAAAGUAUACAUGAAAUCUCCUAUUUUAUCAUUCAGUCCCAUCCAGGUCAGACAAAAGGGCAGCUUUAACGGUGUUUUUUCUCAGUCGACCACAUUAUCAAGUAAUUGUACAAAUGCAGUGGUUUACUGAGUCCUGGGCGGGCGCGUAGUCUGGGUAUGGAAAGGGAAUCUGCGCUGGCUGUUUCGGAUUCUUAGUGCUUGCUGCUGGUUGGAAGAAACCAAAGAAGGACGGCAGCUCUGUGCAGGGGCAGCGGCCGCAUGUCAGGGCCUAGGGGCCGCAGCCACGGGCCACCUGGCCACUCAGAACCGUGCUGUAGAAUGUGCCCCUUCACAGGGUUUCCCCAAAACAGUACUGGUCUGUCCUAAAACCCACUGCCAAUUUUAGAAAAACAGUCCAGGCUGCAGUAAUCAUUUUCUGUUCUCCGAGAGAGCCGGCCACGCCCCGGGGCUCCCGCACAGCUGCCUGCAUGCCGACAUCCAGAACUGCCGCAGGCCUUGGGACUGUUGUUGGGGCACGUGUGAUUGUCGGAACACCCCGAGAGUUCUCGAUGAUCUGUGCACAGGACGGAAGGACCGUUCAGACAUUCCCCCGUGGGCAAGAGGCUCGGAUCUCCAGGAAGGCCCCACAGCACUUGGACUCCAGGGUCUUGAGAAAACGAGUCGGAACUGUUGGUCGGUUAGUGCAAACCUGGCAUCAUCCAGAAGGGUUAGUCUUUAACUUCCUUCGUGACUCACCGGUGCAAAAACGCCACGGCAGCCAUUACGCUCGGACCCUAUUCCUGCCUCUUCUCAUCACUGAGUGAGCACCUGGGUGCCGUGCCCGCCGCCCGGGGGGUGGGGGCGACUGUUCUCGGCACAAUCCUGUGUAACGGCAAGUACGGACUGAAAGGGUGGCUUCAUUUUCUUGUAAUCUUGCUGGUUUCAAGAUUGGAAAAUGGCAUAUUUGCUCUGGUAUCUUUGAGAAGACAAAAAUUAAGUUACUUUGGGCAGAGUUUCUUUUUUUCUUUAAUAAAUUCUUGUUCUAUUAAAGCAGAGCAUGUUUCAUGAAAA